Molecule: messenger RNA, 3363 nt
Organism: Salarias fasciatus (jewelled blenny)
Lineage: Eukaryota; Metazoa; Chordata; Actinopteri; Blenniiformes; Blenniidae
Gene: sec23ip
Product: SEC23 interacting protein
Exons: 18
Coding region: 53-2974 (973 amino acids)
Biological process (GO): endoplasmic reticulum to Golgi vesicle-mediated transport
Cellular component (GO): COPII-coated ER to Golgi transport vesicle; cytoplasm
Molecular function (GO): protein binding; glycerophospholipase activity; metal ion binding
Source: RefSeq, a predicted model, not a curated record
GCGUGCACCGUCUGCCUGCUCCUGUAGUGGCUACGUGUAAUUCUACGGGAAAAUGGCAGAUAGAAAAAAUAAUAAUGCUUCCAACACCGGUUCAAACUUACUGUUCAGCGGCGCUCCGGAGUUUAACUUCAACCUGCCCUUCAUGCCAGUGAGCCAGGCCGGCGGUCCGGCGGUGCUGUCAGGAGAGGAUUCCACUGAUGUUGGUGAAGAAGACAGCUUCCUCGGUCAGACCUCUGGGAAUGGACCACCGGCCUCCACGUUCAGCUACUUUUCCAGCCCCGUGACCAGCAGCGACCCGUUUGCCGCCAUAGGCCAGUCGCCGUGCCCUCCCCCGGCGCUGUCUGCGGCUCCGACGACUACAGGACCCGUGUCUGUUCCCAGCAGUGUCAGCAUGGCUGCUCCACCGCCCGCUCCGCCGGGCUCUCAGAUGAACCCGGCUCCCCCAGCGUUUGGGGUCUCGCCGUUCCAGAGCCCCAUGGGGCGUCACACUCCCCCGCCAGCCAUGAUGACGCCGCCGCCCCCUCAGAUGCAGUCACAGAGUCACAACCCGUACCGGCACACCCCCUCCAGCAGCAGGGCGAACCCCUAUAUUCCAGCUCCGGAGGUCCUGCCGCCGCCAAACACGCCCCAGCAGAACCCGUACUCCCUCGGCGCUCCGCCGCCGACCUUCUCCAUGGCAGGACCCACAUUCACAAAGCCGCCUCCUACACACAUGCAAGGGCCUCCACCUCCCGCCACCACUGCUGGCGCCAUCGUUCCUGCUGGUCCCAUGAUGCAUUACACCAACCUGUAUGAAGCAGUUCAGCCCCACUGGUUCUUCUGCAAACAGGUGGAGUCAAAGAGCGUCUGGCUUCCUUUCAGCAUCAUCGACUCCCUUCAGCUCGAAGAGACUUACAACUCAGUUCAACCAGACCCAGAAAAUGUGAUCGUACGUACGGAUGGAGGCCGUUACGACGUGCAGCUUUACGACCGAAUGCGGACCGCUGUAUACUGGGAGGAGGAGCCUACGGAGGUGCGGCGCUGCAGCUGGUUCUACAAAGGAGACACAGACAGUCGCUUUGUCCCCUACUCUGAGGAGUUCAGCGAGAAGCUGGAGGCAGAAUAUAAGAAAGCUGUGUCUACAAAUCAGUGGCACCGCCGGCUGGAGUUUCCUUCAGGGGAAACUAUCGUCAUGCACAAUCCCAAGGUCAUAGUGCAGUUUCAGCCCUCCUCCAUGCCUGACGAGUGGGGCACGACUCAAGACGGGCAGACCAGACCCAGGGUGGUGAAGCGAGGGAUUGAUGACGAUCACGACGAAGUGCCUGAUGGUGAGCUCGCUACGGUGGAUCAUCUGGUCUUCAUGGUUCAUGGCAUCGGUCCGGUGUGUGAUCUCCGGUUCAGGAGCAUGAUCGAGUGUGUGGACGACUUCCGUAACGUGUCGCUGAAGCUGCUGCACAGUCACUAUAAAAAGUCUGUGGACGAGCAUAAGAUCAGCCGGGUGGAGUUCCUGCCUGUCCAGUGGCACACGGCUCUGCACGGAGACGCCACAGGCGUGGACAGGCGGAUAAAGAAGAUCACCUUGCCCAGCACUGGACGUUUGCGGCAUUUUACCAACGAGACGCUGUUAGACGUGCUUUUCUACAACAGUCCCACUUACUGCCAGACCAUUAUGGACGCCGUUGCAUUAGAGAUUAACCGCCUUCACGCACUCUUUAUGACGAGGAACCCAGACUACAGAGGAGGAAUAUCGGUGGCCGGACACAGCUUGGGUUCCCUCAUCCUCUUUGAUCUGCUUUCAAAUCAGAAGAACGUCUCUCCUGCGCCGGCCACGCCAGCCGUACCGGUUUCUAACGGAGACGCCCCUCAGGCGGCGGCUCCUGCCACACAAACGAAUCCUGCCGCCGCCGCCACACCUCCGGCUGUGGAGGAGCAGCCCAAAGAGGACGGGGACGACGUCCAGGACUUGUCUGCCGUCCUGCAACACUUGGGCCUCUCUGAUUACGAGAGCACCUUCGACGAGGAAAAGAUCGACAUCGAAUCUUUUCUCAUGUGCACGGUUGAUGACCUGAAGGAGAUGGGAAUCCCGCUGGGUCCCAGGAAGAAGAUCGCCAAGUUUGUGAAAGACAGAGUGGCCAAGCAGGCGGCUCAGGAGAAGAAAGAGGAGCUGAAGGAGGUCGGUCCGGCGGAGGCGCCGCCACCUUCUGCUGACGUUCACCCCGACUCCUCGGUGAAGAAGCUCCCGGUGGGCAAAACCGUCUCCUCCGUCCACGUCGACUACAACUGCUUCGAAGUCGGAACUGGACAGGUGUCGGUGGUCUAUCACUCUCUGGACUUCGAGCCCGUCAAUUUCUUCGCGCUGGGAUCUCCCAUCGGCAUGUUUCUGACCGUCCGAGGCCUCGAGAAGAUCGAGGAGACGUACCAGCUGCCCACCUGCAAGGGAUUCUUCAAUAUCUACCACCCGUUGGAUCCAGUCGCAUACAGGAUCGAACCCAUGAUUUUGCCAGACGUGGACCUGAAGCCUGUUUUGGUUCCACAUCACAAAGGCAGAAAGAGGCUUCAUCUGGAGCUGAAGGAGAGCCUGUCCCGGAUGGGCUCGGACCUGAAGCACGGCUUCAUCAGCUCCCUGAGGAGCGCCUGGCAGACGCUGAACGAGUUCGCCCGGGCCCACACCUCCACCGCCCAGCUCCAGGCCCAGCUGGCCAUCGUGGCCGACCAGAUCGAGGAGGAGGAGAAGCAGCAGGUGGCAGAGGAGCACAAGUACCCCGACAGCCCCGAGCCGCAGAGGGAGGAGGAGCCUCAGGUGAAGAUCGGGAUGUUGAACGGAGGGAAUCGCAUCGACUACGUCCUGCAGGAGAAGCCCAUCGAGAGCUUCAACGAGUACUUGUUUGCGCUCCAGAGUCACCUCUGCUACUGGGAAUCUGAAGACACGGCUCUGCUCUUCCUCAAGGAGAUCUACAAGAUCAUGGGAAUCCAUCCAGAACAAAUCACACAUUAACAAAAUGAAGACAAACUCUGUGAAACCUUCUCAUCAGGUUUAUUUCCUGUCACCUCUCCUGGAUUUUGAGUCUAUUUUUUUUCUUCUUCUUUUAUUUUCUAUUAAUGUAGUUGACUGUAUGCAGAUGAAUAAUACAGUUGUAUUAAACCAUUUGUCUUAAAUUAAGAAUCAUACAAAUGAGCUAGUGCAUUUACAGACACUUGACAAGUUUGGUCGUACAUUUUUAUAGCAUAAAUUAUAGAACUGUUCAAAUUUAAUUAAAAAAAGACACACACACAAAAAAAAAAACCCAACCCACUUAUGUAUAAUCGGAUGCAAGUGUAACAGAAGUAAUGACACAGGGGCGGUGGAUGCAGCCUUCGGGAAGUUUUAUUUCAUGGCCAAACUUU